Magnolia sinica is the source of this 1147-nucleotide messenger RNA. RefSeq lists its product as uncharacterized. Lineage: Eukaryota; Viridiplantae; Streptophyta; Magnoliopsida; Magnoliales; Magnoliaceae. The record is from RefSeq and is a predicted model, not a curated record. The coding region runs from base 340 to 948 and encodes 202 amino acids. Gene Ontology annotation, biological process: mRNA splicing, via spliceosome. The transcript is spliced from 12 exons. Gene Ontology annotation, molecular function: zinc ion binding; nucleic acid binding. Gene Ontology annotation, cellular component: spliceosomal complex; U4/U6 x U5 tri-snRNP complex.
AAACACGUACUGCUGUGUCUCUCUGCUCUACUAACUCGUGUGGGCCGAUCAGAACUCGUUUUCUUCUUCUUAAUUUUUAUUUCCGAAACCAACCCUAACCCAAGGAAGAAAUUACAGAACGCUUCUGCUGGGACUUCCAAGAUUCUUUUCAGAACGAUUACGAACGGAUGAAGUUCUCUUGGUGCCUGCUAAGGACAUGGAAUGUUCAUGAUUUAUAGUUUUCAAUUUGGAAAGAUGCAUCACGUCAAGCAAUUAUUACCAUCAUAUUAUUGAUGAAAACUUCCACCGUUAUUAAAGCUCAUUCAGCAUAAAGGGUUGUUGGCUCAAGACUACUUUGUGAUGGCUCAGCCAAACAGUAAUGCCGUUGGAGUUGACAACACUCACAGAAGGAAAUUUAACCGAGAAGAAUACUUGGAACGAGCUCGUGAGCGGGAAGAGCAGGAGGAGGGCAGACUAAAAUCCAAAUCAAAAGGUCCUCCAGUCCAAAGGAAACCCUUGAAGCAUAGGGAUUAUGAAGUUGAUCUAGAUUCCCGCUUGGGAAAGACCCAGGUGGUUACUCCAAUAGCACCUUUAAGCCAACAGGCUGGAUACUACUGUGCAGUUUGUGAAUGUGUUGUAAAGGAUUCAGCCAACUACUUGGACCAUAUUAAUGGGAAGAAGCAUCAAAGAGCUUUGGGUAUGUCUAUGCGGGUAGAACGGGCUUCUCUUCAACAGGUCCAAGAUCGGUUUGAAAUUCUCAAGAAGCGGAAGGUUGCAGACAGUUUUACGGAGCAAGAUCUAGAUGAGAGGAUAUUAAAACAGCAGCAAGAGGAGGAAGAACGGAAGCGGCAGCGCCGAGAAAGAAAGAAGGAAAAGAAGAAAGAAAAGGAGGCAGAGAAUGAUGCAGAGGAGGAUCCUGAUGUUGCAACCAUGAUGGGCUUUGGAGGUUUCCGAUCAUCCAAAAAAUGAAAAAUACUCGGGAACGUGAAAUGGAAUUUUUUAUGUAGCCAUCACUUUCUAUGAUUGUAUUUCUGUUCCAUAUAAGACCUCUUCUAGGAAUGUGAUUUUUGUUACUGUUGAUUUGUGCCUGAUAAGUGUAUUAUCAUGACUAGUAUCCUUAGGCCUUAUUAUCGAUAUAAGAGAGUAUCUGAGUGCUAAACGCUAAUAA